Medicago truncatula (barrel medic) is the source of this 2143-nucleotide messenger RNA. Its product is annotated as bZIP transcription factor 46. Gene Ontology annotation, biological process: positive regulation of DNA-templated transcription. NCBI's taxonomy places the organism in Eukaryota, Viridiplantae, Streptophyta, Magnoliopsida, Fabales, Fabaceae. The transcript has 4 exons. Gene Ontology annotation, molecular function: DNA-binding transcription factor activity. Gene Ontology annotation, cellular component: nucleus. The record is from RefSeq and is a predicted model, not a curated record. The coding region runs from base 531 to 1826 and encodes 431 amino acids.
CUUUAAUCUCUUUUUCUUUCUCCAGAUUUCUCUUCUCUUUGUUUGUUUUCCCCUAAUCUCUUUUUCUUUCUUUCUUUCCAUUUUCGUUCUUCAAUUCUUAUAUUCUGAUUUUAUUCCUUACCAAAAAUACACACAUCAGUGUUGUGUGAACUUCUCUUACAUAAACACUAGAUUUUCUCGAGAAAGAUAUUUUGCACUAGCGUUGAAAUUUUGGUCUAUUUUUAAUUACAGAAUCUCGAGACUCUUGUUACAACGUUGUACAAACACAAACACUACACCAAUUUAUGUUUUUACCUUAAAACAACAAAAUGCACGUUUAGUUUAAAUUACACUCCUUAGCUCAGCAAUUUUUUGUUGUUGUUCUUUUUUAAGAAGAAAAAUAAAAUCACUUAGAUGUAAAUAUUUUUUUUUCGUGAAAUUUUAUGCUUAUGUUUGAAAUUUGAGAAUUGGGGGAUUCAGAUUUGUGAUUUAGAUGAGGUUAUGGUUGUGUUUUACUUCAGAUUUGAAGAAAAUUGGAAGUGAUUAGAAGAAUGAAUUUCAAGGGUUUUGGGAAUGAUCCAGGAGCCUCCGGCAACGGAGGUGGGAGGAUAGCGGCGGGGAAUUUUCCGCUGACGAGGCAACCGUCAGUGUAUUCGCUGACUGUUGAUGAAUUUAUGAACAGUAUGGGGGGUUCUGGAAAAGAUUUUGGGUCAAUGAACAUGGAUGAAUUGUUGAAGAAUAUUUGGAGUGCUGAAGAGGUUCAAACAAUGGGUGGUGAAGAAGCUAUUAGUAAUCAUUUGCAAAGACAAGGUUCGUUGACGCUGCCGCGAACUCUUAGUCAGAAAACGGUUGAUGAGGUUUGGAAGGAUAUUUCUAAGGAUUAUGGUGGUCCUAAUUUGGCUGCACCAAUGACUCAGAGACAACCAACUUUGGGGGAGAUGACUUUGGAAGAAUUUUUGGUUAGAGCUGGUGUUGUUAGAGAAGAUGCUAAGCCAAAUGAUGGUGUUUUUCUUGAUCUUGGUAAUGUUGGAAAUAAUGGUAAUUUGGGUUUGGCUUUUCAGGCUCAGCAGAUGAAUAAAGUUGCUGGCUUUAUGGGGAAUGGUAAUAGAAUUAAUGGUAAUGAUGAUCCACUUGUUGGUCUUCAAAGUCCUACUAAUUUGCCUUUGAAUGUUAAUGGGAUUAGAUCAACAAAUCAGCAACAACAGAUGCAGAAUUCACAGUCUCAGGCUCAGCAACAACAUCAGAAUCAACAACUUCAGCAACUUCAACAGCAGCAGCAGCAGCAGCAAAUAUUUCCAAAGCAACCUGGUUUGAACUAUGCAACUCAGAUGCCUUUGUCUAAUAAUCAAGGAAUGAGAGGUGGAAUUGUAGGGCUUUCUCCUGAUCAUGGAAUGAAUGGUAAUCUUGUGCAAGGUGGAGGGAUUGGAAUGGUUGGUUUGGCACCAGGGGCUGUUCAAAUCGGUGCUGUCUCACCGGCUAACCAGAUAUCUAGUGAUAAAAUGGGAAAGAGUAACGGUGAUACUUCUUCUGUUUCGCCGGUUCCUUAUGUUUUUAAUGGUGGUAUGCGAGGGAGGAAAGGUAAUGGAGCUGUGGAGAAGGUAAUUGAGAGGAGGCAGAGAAGAAUGAUCAAGAAUAGGGAGUCAGCUGCUAGAUCCCGCGCUCGCAAGCAGGCUUAUACCAUGGAAUUGGAAGCAGAAGUCGCAAAGUUAAAAGAAGAGAAUGAAGAACUUCAGAAAAAGCAGGAAGAAAUCAUGGAACUUCAGAAAAAUCAAGUUAAAGAAAUGAUGAAUUUGCAACGAGAAGUCAAGAGAAAAUGCUUAAGAAGAACACAAACUGGUCCAUGGUAGAUUGAAGAUUGGAUUAUGAUUCCGCAGUUAAAAACAUUUUGUAAAUACACAUAAAUACAUGUUUUUCUGUAGAUUGAGGCUUUUGUAGUUUAGAUUAGCACUUGAAAACUUUGAUAUCUUGCUAACAGUUUGCAUAGUUAGGGAGGAUAUGCACAGUAGCGUGAAAAUAUGUUUCAGUUUGCGUCCAAAAUCAUGCCACCAUUGAUUAGACAAUCUUGUGCAGAACACCUUCACUGGAUUUGAUUCCGUGAGUAAAAUAUGUGUACGUACUUCUAUUUAAUGCAUUAUCCAUGAAUUUGGACCAAUGGUUAUCCACA